GGUAUUUCAGUCUGCGACUUCCUUAUACAGACAUUUCAGAGUGUGUUAUGAGCUAUAACCGCAAAACACCGUGUCAGAGUUUCACCCGUUAGAAAUACAAGAGCUUUAAUUUGCUUCGAACGCGGAACUACAGCAACCUUCUUGUGAAACAUCUGUGUAGGCUAUACGUUCUCAGUCGGUUCGCCCGCAGCACUUGCGUUCUCUCGGCCGGGUUUCACUCCAGACAUGGCUGCGAAAGUGUGUAGGUCGGUCCUCCUCCUGUCCCGGAGCAGCGGAGCCGUAGCCUCUUCUGCUCUUCCCGCAUUCGGUGUCUCCUCACAGCGACAUCAUCAGAGCACACGAACGGAGACGCUGUCCAUUUCUCUUGGAAGUCACCAGACUGUCAGGAGAGCACACGGUCUGAGAACAGGAGCCAGGUCUGCUCUCUUCUGUCACCCCAGUGCCACUCUGACAGCCCAAGGCUGGAAGGGCUCCCCCUCAUGGCAGGGUCAAAGACUACUGUGUUCACCCACUGCGACAGAAGACGUUACAGUGGCGUAUCAGAAUGGCUUGCCGGUGAUCUCUGUACGUCUGCCGUCCCGACGGGAACGCUGCCAGUUCACCCUCAAACCCUUGAGCGACACGGUGGGUGUUUUCCUUCAGCAGCUGCAGGCGGAGGACAGGGGCAUCGAUAGAGUCGCCAUCUACUCUACAGAUGGAGCAAGAAUAGCGUCCUCUACAGGGAUUGACAUUUUACUUAUGGACAGCUUUAAGCUAGUCAUUAAUGACACAACAUACGUGGUGCAGCCGCCCAGGAGAGAUCUGCUACCGCACGAGGAAGCAGAACGACUGAACGAUGUCAAGCUCUUGGUGCAGCAGCUCUACAGCACCCUGCGCAUAGAAGAUCAUCAGCUCACCAAAGAGAGAGAGCUGAUUGGACGACUGGAGGACCUCAACUCUCAGCUCCAGCCCUUGGAGAAGGUUAAAGAACAGCUGAGUAAGAGAGCCGAGCGCAGGACUACAUGGGUGCUGUGGGGUGGGAUGGCAUACAUGGCCACACAGUUUGGCAUUCUGGCACGGCUGACCUGGUGGGAGUACUCAUGGGAUAUCAUGGAGCCCGUCACGUAUUUUAUCACCUAUGGUACAGCAAUGGCUAUGUACGCUUACUUUGUGCUGACACGUCAGGAAUAUAUUUACCCUGACGCCAUGGACAGACAGUACCUGCUGUUCUUUCAUAAGGGUGCGAAGAGAACACGCUUUGACAUUGAGAAGUACAACAAACUGAAGGAUGCGAUUGCUGAGGCGGAGUUGGAUCUAAAGCGUCUUCGAGACCCGCUGCAGCUGCACCUCCCUGUCCAGCAAAUCAUUGCCAGCAAGGACUGAUGAGAACCUGAACACCCUUUCUGCCUCUCUCUCUCUCUUACUUCAUUCUCUUCUGCCUUUUUGCAUUUUGUUUUCUGUCUCUUUUAUCUCUACAACAUCAAUGAAAAACCAUAUCCACAGCAGGCUUCAGCAGGAGUUUUAUUGUUAUCCUUUUUAUUGUUUUCCUUCAUUUGGCAAGUCUAUGCAGAGGAGAAGAGAUACAAUUAAAUGAAACGACUAAACUCCAUCCCUGAACGGAUGGUGACGACAGAUGCUCUCCUAUCGCACACAGAGAAACGCACAGCUACUUCAGACAGGAAGUUGAGACAUUGGGAUUCAACCAGUUCAUCGCUAUGAGACAAUGACCCCACGUCUUGCAUGGGAAACAGACUCUGAAAUCUAAAAAACAUCUGCCCUUGUUUUUGUGUUUUUCCACAGUGGAGUACUGCUGAUAUCCCUAACUCUGACACUUUUGCAGACAAGAUUUCGGGAUGUGGUGCUCUUUUCCGUCUCGGAAAAGAUCCGUUUACCAUCAAGCCAAGUCCUCUUGUGACUGAAACGCCUGUAUCCUACAGCCUAAGCAAAACCCUCUCCUGAUUCCUUCUCGCUUCCUGUAUGGACCUGUUAAGAGCUGAAGACAGAUCUAACAGCUAAAAUAUCACUGUGUGUUCUAUUAUUCCAAAAAAGAAAAAGAAUCAAAGAAUUUUGGCACUUUUUAUUUUAAAAGCCAUAUUAUGUUUAUGAUGAUAAAAAAAGAGAGAAAUGAGCAGAAACUUUUCUUCUUCUCAUUAUUAGAUUUUUUUUGCCACCAGACAUUACAUAUCUGCAGAUGCUCUGAUAUUUUAUUUUAUGAGAUUCCCAAUAUCAACGAUGCUCAAAUGUUCCAUGCCUAAUGCUUUUUUCUUUAGAAAUAUGAUAUACUCGAUCAGUUUACAUGGUGAUGAGAAACGCACAUACACAUGGUUGCUUGGCAGAUGGAUCCUCUUUUAAGGUCUUCUCUCUUCUCUAUAAAUCAUCUUUCGAACAUCAUCAAAUGACAUUUUCCCACAGUGCCUCACAGCAUCUGCUGCAGCGUGCUUAUUACGAAACACCUGUUUAUCAGACGCAAUCCAAGAAAAUUUCCCAUCGAAUGGUCUUAAGGCAGGUCACUGUGUAAAAUGCGAUUUAUUUUUCUGGAAAAGCGUUCCGGGUGCGAUCAAUUUCCCAUCAGUCGUGUGGCGUUUUUAGCUGCAUAUAUCUGCCUCGAUAUGCCAAGCCUUCUGGAACAUGCAGAGAACGUGUAAUAUAUUAGAUCUAGAAUUAGCGUGUGUUUUGCACACUUCGUGGCAUGCUAUAGAGAGAGAGUGUCGCAUCCUUUGUCUAUGUGUGCUAUCUUUAGCCGACAGGCCUUAGUAAUGAUUCUAGCUGGGUUGAGCUGAUCAUCAACAUUGUUUUCAUUCGUUUUUUCCCCAUGCAUCUUCAGUCCAGUUAUUACAUGAGAUUAUAUAUAUAUAAAUAACCAUUUCCCUGGUCGCCCAGACUUUUUGAAUCUGAGGGAUGUGAAAUGGACUUGACCCUGGUUGUUCUCUAACAAAAUGAUCAUAUCAAGACAAGCCUUGAAAUAUUUUUUUGGGCAGUUAUCAUAAAUCUUAUUGUCUAUUAUGGGUUUGCCUUACACACUCAGACCCCCGCAGAGAAAUAGCUAUGUUGUUCUAUAGCUAUGUUGUUCUAUCCUUAUGUCAGACUGUCCAUGUUUGUGCAUGUGGUCGUCAUUAAGCAUUUUUAAAGCCAUAUUCAUGUUGUGUCUGUGUCUCUAGAGGUGGAGGGAUUACAGGGCGAGACUCCAGCCUACAGCUUUGACAAACAGAACAUUUAAGAGAUACUGUAAUUCAUCCAAAGAAAGAAUGUUCUGUGCAACUCAAAAGGAGAAAUUUAGCAGUUCAUUUCCGUACAACAUUCUUACUGACCACAGAAGCCACAAUUAACAGUUUUGAGGGACAGAUAGAAUUUUUUUCUAAACUGUCAAUUGUGUUCAUCUUUAGAUUCAAACGGUGAUGUUUCAUGUUUCAGAGUUGCAGUACUGGGGAAGAUUUUCAGAAGUUGAUAACUGCAAGAGAUGGUUCAGCCAAAAAUGGAAAGUUUGUCUAGGUUUACUCAUCCCUCGUGUCAUUACUAACCCACAAGACUUAAAUUUCUUUAAAACAGAAAUAAAGAUAUUGUUGACAUUCAGUAAUUCAUUAAUAACAUUCAUUUUGUCAGUGAAGACUUUGACGUGUCAGAAAGCACAAAAACACAUUUGUAUGAAUCAGCUGGUUUAGUUCAAGUUUUCGGAAGAGACUUUAUAUGAUGAAGAGAUUUAAUAAAGGCUUUUAUUAAUGUACAAAUUAAUUAAUUAAUUCAAUGCACAUACAUAGAGCGGUGUUGAUCAAAUAAAUUGAUUGUGUCUCCUCAUGAGACUUGGAUUAAAUCUCUUGAUUCUUAUGGAUUACUUUUAUCACCUCUUUUUUUGAACUUUUUGAUGGAUCAGUGUUUUUGUUGUGUGGAAUUUCAAAGAAUGGACACAAGUGAUGAGAGAAUGCUAAAAAUGUAGUCAUUUGCUGUUUUGUAGAGUCUUAUGGGUUUGGAAUGACAUGAGGGUGAGUAAACAUUGAAAGAAUUUACAUUUUAAAUUUCAGUCUGUUCCUCACAGAAAGCUAUUGUAUUCAGGAAACCUGUAAUAUAGCAUUUGAGUCAUAUAAACAGUUACUUUUUUUUUUUGUAGCUUGACAGACAUGGUCACUAUGAACUGAGGUCACUAAGAAAUGUGAAAAUUCUUCAAAAAUUCACUGGACAAAAAAUAAUCCCUUUGGGUUUGGAAUGGCAUUAUGGUAAAUAACAACAGACCUUUUUGGGAAGGGAAAGUGUAAUCCAGGUUAUCAUAAACCAAAUGGUGGUUUGCGGAUUUUGCAUGUCUGGCUAAAGUGUAAGCGUUGUGAUGGAGGCCCUUUAACAGUGACUAUUUAUUGUUGAUGAGGAGUUCAGGUCAAUGGUAGUUACUCAGUGUGCCUUGAGUGAAUUACAUUGUGAUUUAACACCGCAAGACCUGAACUGUAGGUGGUUUUUAACAGAUAACAGCCUGAUAACUGCAUUAUGUCUGACCCAGCUGCUUUCAGUGGAGAUGCUUCACUUUUUUAUCUGAGUUUGAACUGGGUUUAUCAGACUGUAUGCCCUAUUAACUGAAAUUUAAACUGGACACAUGCAUAUCUUAUUUUAUUUUCAUAUUUUACAUUCAUAUUUUAUUGGUCCUGAAAUAACAUUGAGGCACAGUGCUGAAGCUAAGCAUUAAUCACCCUGAAGGAAAUUAGCAGCUGAUUAUACAAAUGUUCAUAAUCCUAAACCUAAACCUCAAAACUGGUUGAAUGGGAUGUCAUUCUAGGAUCAAUAAAGGAUGUUAAUGGAAGGCAGAAUCAAGGUCGCUGUCCACAUUUGUGACAAUAUGCAGUUGGUGUCAGCAUCUCGUCUCAGACUUUUUGAAUUUUCUAUUCAUGCAUAAUCUUCGUCCAUAGCAAUUCAUCAUGAGCAUAAAAACAUCCAUUCUUCCUCUCUUAUGUGAUCAACAGUCAGGCCUAAACACACUCCAAAGUUAUUUCAGGGCAAAAACUCAACAAUCUCACUCUCUAGGAUGCCCAGUACACUGACAUCCCUCGACCUCUAAUAGGUCUUGGGUCUGGUCAUUAUCUGAUACGUUGAACUUCGUUUAGUUUAGUUGUAGGGUUUUCUGUUUGUUUCAGGGUUUUUUAAAUAAUAAUAUAUCAAAUAUAUGGAAUCUAUUCUAAAGCGGGUGUUGCAUGAAUGUAUGUUUACAUGGGGAAAUUAUAUAUAAAUGAAUUUAAAAAGCAAAGAUUAUUAUGAAUGCUGAUUGCAGAUUGCAGAGUUAGAUUUUUUUUCCCCCACCCAAUCCCUCACCCUCCAUGACCCAGCAGCAAGGAUGCUCUCGGCUGCUACACAGGCUCUGAUUGGUCAAGGAUCUCCCCUUCAUUAUGUCUUGUUUUAUCCUCUCUCAGUCUCAAUGCUGCAAUCUGUGCAGUGCUGCCUUUAUUCUGAACACUGAUCUGAGAUCAGAGAGUAUGGAAGACCUGACCUUCUUGAACACCCCUCGCUCCAUCCAUUUGCCCGUCUUUCUUUAACUCCUUAUUA
Messenger RNA from Sinocyclocheilus grahami, 5496 nucleotides. It is a transcript of the gene mcu, whose product is annotated as mitochondrial calcium uniporter. Gene Ontology annotation, cellular component: uniplex complex. NCBI's taxonomy places the organism in Eukaryota, Metazoa, Chordata, Actinopteri, Cypriniformes, Cyprinidae. The transcript has 10 exons. Gene Ontology annotation, biological process: calcium import into the mitochondrion; mitochondrial calcium ion homeostasis. The record is from RefSeq and is a predicted model, not a curated record. Bases 226 to 1362 code for a protein of 378 amino acids. Gene Ontology annotation, molecular function: calcium channel activity; uniporter activity.